AUGUCGUCUCAUCGCGACGACUUGGACCAUCUGUACCCUGACCGGUUUGGCAACCCGCAUCACGCCGCCCGACCGGCACGCCCCGUCUUUGAGCGCAUGAGCGAAGCGACCGUCAUAAUCACCAUCGUCAUCAUCGUCUUUACCGUUGUCUAUCCCCUGUACACGUCAUCCGACCGAUUCGUCGAGAUCAUCUACGCCGUCGGCGAGAGCCUGUGGGACGCCACCAUCUACGUGCUUCCCUCGAACCUCGUAUUCGCCGUCGACGACUGGCUUGGCAGCGACAGCGAGAACGGCAACCCCACCACCGCCAACACGGACGACCAGUCGGAGCAGAUGGGGGACUGCCGGCACUCCCCAGACGUCCACGCCGCCAAGAGCGCGGCCAUGCGGCGCAUCCUGCGGCUCGGCCGUGGCAGCGGCGUGAUGGCCACGGUCCUGCAGGCCAGGAACCGCGCUCUGUCCCUGACGAGCCUCACUCUGGGCGGGAAGUCGGACCCCGACCGUCCCGCCGGCCUGGGCAACCGCGACAACUCGUGCUUCCAGAACAGCAUCCUCCAGGGGCUCGCCUCGAUCGAGUCCCUCCCGGCCUACCUGGCCUUCUGUCUGGGCAAGAGGCCGUCGGAUGAGGGCGGCGACGCCGACGCGGCGAACAGGGUGGUGGCGCAGACGCUGAGCACGCUCCUGGCCGACCUCAACGACGCGUCCAACAACGGCAGGACGCUGUGGACGCCGAGCAAGCUCAAGUUCCUCAAUACCUGGACCCAGCAGGACGCCCAGGAGUACUAUUCCAAGAUCCUCGACGAUCUCGACAAGUGGGCCGCCAAGGCCGUCCAAUCGUCGAGGCGACACUCGGGCUUCGAGUCGGACAGCUCCGCUGACGACUCCACGACCAGCCAGCACAGCGGGAACAGCGACGACAGCGGAUACCAGAGUCUCUUUCCCGGUCGGAGCCCCUCUCCCUCCGACAGGAUGGGCGGAAGUGGCGGCAGCGGCGCGUGCAUCCGGAACCCUCUCGAGGGCCUCCUCGCCCAGCGGGUGGCGUGCGUCCAGUGCGGCUACAGCGAAGGCCUGUCGAUGAUUCCCUUCAACUGCCUGACGCUCAGCCUGGGUCUGCGCAGGCAGCACGACCUCUACGAGCGGCUGGACGCCUACAGCAGCCUCGAGGCCAUCGAGGGCGUCGAGUGCCCCAAGUGCACGCUGCUCAAGGCGCAGAGGCUCCUGACCAAGCUGACGGAGCAGAUGCGCGAGAAGGGUUCGACGGAUGACCAGCUGGCCGAGCCCCUCCGCAGGCUCGAAGCCGUCGAGCUCGCCCUCGAGGAGGACAAGUUUGACGACGACACGAUCGAGAACAGGUGCAAGAUCACCAGCCAGGCCAAGGUCAGCACCACCAAGACGAAGCAGAUUGUCGUUGCCCGUCCGCCGCGGAGCCUGGCCAUCCACGUCAACCGGUCCGUGUUUGACCCGUCCACGUUCGACAUGGUCAAGAACUCGGCGCCGGUUGCCUUCCCCCUCAUGCUGGAUCUCGGGCCGUGGUGUCUGGGCAGCGCCGGGGGCACGGACGGGGCCGACCGAGGACGGCAAGGCAGAGCAGACGGCGAUGCCGAGGAGGAGGUCCGCAACGGCAACCCGGAGCGGUGGCUCCAGGACCCCACGGCGUCCAUGGUAGCCGGCGACGUCAGCCCGUCGAGGCUGAGCGGCCCCGUGUACGGGCUCCGAGCCGUGGUGACGCACUCUGGCCGGCACGAGAAUGGACACUACGUCUGCUACAGGAGGUAUCCGCGGGCGACCCCUCCCGACAUCCAGAACCGUAGAGUUCAGACCCAGACCCAGGCUCAGACUCAGACUCUGGACGAGAUGGAGUGCGAGUCCCGGUCGGACUGGUGGCGCCUGAGCGACCACAACGUGACCAAGGUGGACGAGGAGACGGUGGCGAGCCUCGGUUCGGGCGUCUUCAUGCUCUUCUACGACUGCGUCGACGCGAACAUGGUUGUGCAGGAGUCAGAGGAGGUAUCCAGGUCGGCGGUGAUGAGCCGACCGGUCGAGAAGAGUUCUCCGGCUCCGGCGUCCGUGGCUGCGGCUGCUGCCGUGGCUGCUCCCGGUGCCCCGACGUCUGGGUCCGCCGGCGCCCGGGCAGAAGUAGAGGCUGCCGAGCAGGUAGUACUUGCUGCCUAG
This is a messenger RNA of Geosmithia morbida, 2172 nucleotides long. RefSeq names its product ubiquitin carboxyl-terminal hydrolase 1. The coding region runs from base 1 to 2172 and encodes 723 amino acids. Gene Ontology annotation, cellular component: nucleus; cytosol. The record is from RefSeq and is a predicted model, not a curated record. Gene Ontology annotation, molecular function: cysteine-type endopeptidase activity; cysteine-type deubiquitinase activity. Gene Ontology annotation, biological process: protein deubiquitination. Lineage: Eukaryota; Fungi; Ascomycota; Sordariomycetes; Hypocreales; Bionectriaceae. The transcript is spliced from 2 exons.